Messenger RNA from Paramecium sonneborni, 535 nucleotides. Lineage: Eukaryota; Ciliophora; Oligohymenophorea; Peniculida; Parameciidae. The record is from the annotation of a GenBank genome assembly.
AUGACUAUUAAUGGAUUAUUGAUACCUAGCAAGUUUAUUCUAGUUUCGUGCCAUUUUAUAACAUCUCUAAUGGCUUAUUAUGGAGCUGUAUAGAACUCCUCCUCAUCUAUUAGAAAGAAAAUAUAUUGGCUAAUUUUCAAAGUAAAACUUAUGAUACCAAUUCUGAUUCUUACAUCUCAGCUUAUAAUUCCAUUAUAUCGUGUAUCAUACUUGGAUUGAUUGGCCUUGGUAUAGAGAUGAUAUUCAUUAUAACUGGAAUUACUAUGUUUUAUGAUACUAGUAAUUUUUUAAGUAUUCAAAUAAUCAUCUGAAUAUAGUUAUAUGUUUACAUGCAGUGGGCAUAAUUGUUUACAGUGAGUUUAUCAUUGGAGCAUGGCCUUAUUAUGAAUUAUGGUAUUAUUGGGCAGCAUUUAUGUAAAUACUUGAAUACUAAGUUAGCUUGUUACCAGUCUUAUUAGAGAUUGUAGCAACAUGUUUUGGUAAUAUUCUUUAUGGUACAGCUUUUAGAAGAAGAUUAUCAAGAAAAGGAAAUUGA